Messenger RNA from Triticum aestivum (bread wheat), 1690 nucleotides. RefSeq lists its product as uncharacterized. The record is from RefSeq and is a predicted model, not a curated record. Lineage: Eukaryota; Viridiplantae; Streptophyta; Magnoliopsida; Poales; Poaceae.
CCUCACCCGAAGCCCCGUCCACCACCCCAAAAUUUCCCCUUCCUUCGUUCCUUCCCGCUUGUGCGCUCGGCGAAAUGCUGCAAUGGCGCACCUGCCUCUUAAUCCUCCUUGCACUUCUUGGUUUCAUGAGUUCCCACCCACUCCUUAUCAUGUUCCCUCCUCCGGACCUCCUCUUCGCAGAGGUUUUCCUGAUGCUCGUCCUCGCCGCAGCCGGAGACAUGCUGCGGGCGCUGCGUCGCCGAUAGGCGGCGGAAGCGGCGGCGCGCGCCUCCGCUACAGGCCCUGGACGCCCACCAGCGGGUCCAGGGCAACCGGCUCGAUCCUCUACUGGGGAUGGUCGCCGUCUCCUCCUGCGGCUGCAUCAACACGCGCCGCAUCGACGACCUCCUCCGGCUCCUGCUCCCCUGCGUGGGCGAGCAAACCUCCGACCCCCGAAUCUCUUCGGCUUCCUCCCGCGCCCGCUCCGACGGCGCAGCCGCGGACGCGGAGGAGAACGAGCCCGAGGCGUCCGCGGGGAGGAGCACGCAGGUGCUGCUCGCCGCGGCAGCAAGUGGCGGGCGCGGCGGCCCCUACGGCCGCCGCCCGUCGUCCUCCCACGGAAGCUGCGCCCCCUGGAACGCUGCCCCCCUCAUCGCGCACCCCCCGGCGACCCCGUCGCCCGUAUGCUGCCCCAUCGUCGCGUCACGGCAGGUCCACAAGGCCACGCCAGCUAGAUUGAUGCGCCGAGCUCGCUCCUCACAUAAUUACCAUGGGAAGCGCAUGGAAGCAAUUGAUGCUGUCAAUGAAUGGAGAUUGCCUAAAGUAAGUGCAGAGGAAGAUGGGGCAGUGGAUCAGAAAGCCUGGCAGGAUGAUACCAUGUCAUGUCGUGUAUCCUCAGCUCGUGAUUGGAACUUCGGGUCUGAUAGUGUCUAUGAGGGCCCUGCGAUGAAACAUAAGGAAAAUGCUGUCCACGCCAAGUUGGUUGCCUGGAAGGAUGCACAGGUUUCAAAGCUCAUUGACAAAGCACUUAUGAUGUUACUUGAAUCAACUAGGCUGAAAGCCCAGAUCGAUGAAUGGCAGAAGAAUAAGUUUACAUGGGCCAGGGAUAAACUGGCAAAAACUGAGAAGAAGUUGGAGAAGCAGAGAACUGAAACCGUAGUGAAGAUGCAAAAGGCGAUAGAAGAUGCAGAGAGGAAAGAUGAUAUGAAGAGUCAAGAAGAGGCAGCCGCCAAGAGUAAGAUAGCUAGUUUCGAGAGAGCCCUUCAGGUGAUGUCUAGGGCAGGAAGGCAGGCCGAUUGUCAAAUACUAAUGAAGGGACCGUAUACUGUACAGAAUGGCGGUUGCCAUAUAGUACUAACCAAAGGAUGAUAGAAGUUUCAGGUCAUGGAACGCUUGGUCAGGAUUUUAACACACACUGUUGUAGUUCUCCCCAUUGGAGAACUUGUAAUACUACUCCCCAUUGGAGAAUUUGUAAUACUACUCCCAAGUAACCUGAUGUUGUUGGUACAGCUACCGAAAAGGACAGACAACAUUUUGUUUUCCUCAUUGACAGCAUUCAGGUCAUGCCAUACAUAGUCAGCAUUCCUUUUCUCCCCAUUGGACAACAUGUAUAUACUAGUACGCUCUUGUUGUGGACAAAUCAUUCUUUUUCUCCCAUUGGAGAACAUGUAUAUACAUUGGCUUAAUCCUAAUUGCAUCUCCUUUAUCUUUU